This is a messenger RNA of Haliotis rubra (blacklip abalone), 3668 nucleotides long. Its product is annotated as juxtaposed with another zinc finger protein 1-like. NCBI's taxonomy places the organism in Eukaryota, Metazoa, Mollusca, Gastropoda, Lepetellida, Haliotidae. The record is from RefSeq and is a predicted model, not a curated record. Bases 13 to 954 code for a protein of 313 amino acids. Gene Ontology annotation, cellular component: nucleus. The transcript has 6 exons.
CUCGGUGAGCUAAUGGCGGUGUUCCUGGUAAAUAACUGUGCAUUUCCAGGUUGUGGACUGACAUUUACAUCCCUUGCAGAUCUAAUCCAACACAUCGAGGACAUACACAUAGAUACGGACCCUCGUGCAUUAGAGAAACAGGAACUCCAACAGCCAUCAGCUCUCGCCCUUAGUUACGUCUUGAGGUUUUUCACAGAGGCAGCCAAGAAGGAGAAUGCUGACCCAUUCAGGAAGAGAGUUCGCCCCCAGUCACCAGCCAUGUCCCUCCCCAGCAGCACUCCAACCGGGAGUGAGAUAGACGAGGAGGAGGUGCGGAGUGAUGACGAGGAAGACAGUAACGACUCAUGGACCACACAGGAGGAGUUCUCUUCAGACACAAUACUCAGCAUGAUGGGCAGUAAGGACCAGGAGGGAGACAAGCCGUUCGCCUGCCCCGUCCCGGGCUGUAAGAAGCGCUACAAGAACAUCAAUGGGAUCAAGUAUCACGCAAGACACGGCCACAAGCGGGAGGCCAAGAUAGUUGUGAAAAAAUCUUACAAGUGUUUUUGUGGGAAAAGUUACAAGACGGUCCAAGGCCUUCGGAACCACAGCGCUCAGCAGCACCAGACGGUAGACAUGGGCAGCAGUCAGACGGCCACCAUUGCCCAGUCUUUGAGUCUCAAGACGCAAUACACACCCACAAGUGUUCUCAAGACAAUUGCCAACAACACCACCAUUGACGCCCUCCUUCUGUCAACAUCUACACAGUCAGCAGUCAAACUUCCACAAAAUGUCCUCCAAUCUGCAGUGUCCACAGCUCAGACAGUUCGCAGUCCCUUGACAACUGUUGCCAUGACAAUUGUACAAGCAGCUAAUGAAAAUACUCCCACAUUGUCUUCAGUGACCCCUAUGCAACUUGUCAGCCAGUCAUCCCCAGCAUUAUCUGUUGCCAUAGCUACUGCUAAAGUUGAAUAACCAAAGAGCAGACAAUUAUAAUGCAUUCACUCACAGCCAAAACACUGUCACGACUGUGUUAAUUAGUAAGCUUAAAGAGAACAUUCAUUCUUUGCCAGAACAUUUUUACCACUUUAUGGUGUUUUUCGUCAAUAAUCUAAGGCUAAAUACAGCUGGAAAUAUAUUUCCUUAUUUCUUUCUAAGAGGCCAGGGUUAACCGGCAUGUACAAGAGAAACAAAAACAUUAGUAUAACCUAGGAACACAAUGUAUUUUGAAAGCUUUGGUGGACAUAUUAAGUUUAUAUUCCAUACCAGCUACACAAUUAGCUGCAUCCUUUGAAGAAGUUUGUGAAAAUAUUCUUGAUAAUUCAAGAACAAGCCUGGAUAAAACAAUUAUGUCUGAAAUAUGUAUUUCACUCAAACAUCAUGAUAUUAAGUUGUUGUGAUAGAUAGGACUGCAAAAAUUCUAACCUUUCCAAAGACCACUGUAAGGUAUUAUGUCCUAAGAAGUUGUAUUGCUGUUGAUGAUACAUCUUUUAUAGGUGCUCAAUGAGUUAAGCAGGCUUGCUUUAGACAUGUUGAUAUGAAUAUAUUGUUAUCAUGGCUAUUGUAGUCCUUUCAACAUGUCCUUGAUGACUUGCUGUAACAGCACCAAACUGCUUCACAGUAAUGACUCACAAUACGUUGACACACCGUGACAAAUGCUGAAGUACUGUAUCCCACAGUAGAGGCUGUCAGGUUUGCAGAUGGAAUAGAAUCUUGCUGGUUUUCAUGACACAGCAUGUGGAGGCUUACAUUUGCAGAAAAAGAAAUGCUGAAGUGUUUGGUUCAGUCAUGAUUAAUUGAACCUGCAAUGUUUUCUUGAUGUUUGUGCAUUAUUUGUGUUUUGCUCAUUUUAUGAUUGCAUGAAAGUUUUGAGAGUAGUAUCAAGUACAUUAUCACCUUUUCGGUAUUCAGUGUAUUUUAUCUCCAUUCUAUAUGACGAAUACUCUGCGUCUUAGUUUUGGAAGCACAUUACAACCUUCAUUGCCUCUUUCUCUGGGUUAGCACAGAUUGUCUUCAGCUCAUGAGAGCAAUUUGAAUACUGUAUAUUGCCUUCUAUAAAGAAACUCCAUGUAUAUGUCGACCCCUGUAUAAACCUUUAAAGUUGAUCUAAUAUAUAAACUCUUCUAUAAUGCGACUAUGAAGGAAGCACAUCGUCAGCGCAUACACAACCCCAAAAUUUGCAAUGAAAACAUGUCUGUCUUCUGUUGUUUUUUUAUACAAUGCGUGGUUAUGUAGAAUUCCAGCUCAUAGCGUCAUGCAUUGUGUCAUUCAUUCAGGCUAUUGAAGCAGCUGUAGCAACAGAAAUGAGUCCAGAGUGUAAUAAAAUAAAAUAGAAUGUAGAUAUUAUACACUUCGUAAAGCAUAGAAUCACUGACCAAACUUCAGCAAUGUUCAAAUUUCAUAUCAUUUGUCAGUUUAUUUUCAACAAUUUUUAUAUAUAUUGUAUUUUGUGAAAUCAAGAAUCUCAUAGCAUGGUGUGUUCAUGUGUAAAUGUGAAAUCCAUCUUUUGUCCAUUAUGACAUUCACUAUAUUAUUGUUGCUGCUUGUGAUAUUUGAAGCUCAAUGUGUAUUUAGACAUUAACAAUUCAGUUGUCGUUUACUUGUUUGCAUCACAAAGUAUUGGUUUCAGAUUCAGGCGCAGCCAGGGAUACCCAACAAGUAAAGGUUACGGUACUUGUGUAUACACCUGAUGUCUGUCUAUACAUCCCACCGAUCAAGAAAUCUGUACCCCACCAUUAUCUUCAUAUGUUUUGUAACAGAUUUAUAGAUUAGUGUUUGUCAAGAGACAGUAGAAGACACUGCCAGUGGGAUGGCUGUGAAUGUGUUCACUGAGAAUAUUUUAGGUAAUUUUGACACAUAUUUUUACUGCAAGUAUCUCACUCCCUCUCCAUUUUCGGAGGCUGCACAACUAUGCCCACCUCUAAUAACCAAAUGACAAACUUGUGAAGGGAGAUAACUGAGGCAGUAGUGUAUAAAGUGAUUAUGAAUCAAGAUGCUCACAUUUUAUAUUGCAAGUUGUUGUGAUAAGGGAUUUACUAGAUCAUUACAUUUUGAAUAUUUUCAUUGGCAACGAAAUUACAACCAGAUUUAUAUGCAACAAAGGAAAAUAUCUUCACAGAAAGGAAAACAUGGAACUACAAAUAACAUUAUUUUGUGAUAUUCUCACUGUCUGGGUACAGGAGGAGAAUAAACCCAACUCACCCACUAGUUGUUGAAUAUAGUAUUGGAGGUUUACAUACUACUCAAAAGAAUUUAAAGAAUACUAAAACCUUUUCCUAUUACCAUUGUUAAUCCAUCAUGGACAAAUUAUGUAUCAGUAGUAAUAUGACAGAAUCAGUAGUCCUUAACGUCUUUUGAGUAGUAUAAUAAAACAUUAUGGGCUGGUGUCAUUUCAUGUAUGAAGUUUUCAUAAAUAUCUUCCAUUGUGUCCUGGGAUGUACCAGUGUGAUGCAUGCUAGGAUGUGUUCCAGUCGGCUCUAGUCAAUCCGUGUUCUUCUGUAUGUGUGCUUGUUCACGGAGUAUCACGAGAACUGCAUACCAUGACAACUAUUUAUUGAGUGGUGUUUCGUGUUGGUUACUUUCGUGACAAAAUUCAAACCGUAACUUCUAAUGUCAAAACUAUUUGAAUGUCUCUUGUUUUUAAUUUAUUAUGUAUUAUACAAAAAACAGUACUAGUCUGAUAUACACCU